Radiomyces spectabilis is the source of this 535-nucleotide messenger RNA. RefSeq lists its product as uncharacterized. The record is from RefSeq and is a predicted model, not a curated record. The transcript has a single exon. NCBI's taxonomy places the organism in Eukaryota, Fungi, Mucoromycota, Mucoromycetes, Mucorales, Radiomycetaceae. The coding region runs from base 44 to 340 and encodes 98 amino acids.
CCAUUUCUCUUUUUAUUUCUCUUCACUAUCACAAUAAUACAUCAUGUUUUCCCGUGUCAUCUCAUCCGUACGUGACCAUUUUAUGAAACCGAUCAGAGAUCCUGCAGACAUGAAUGAUGAUACUCGACGCCGCUCAUCAGUAGAUGAAGGCGAUUCUUUGUCAAGAUUACACACUACACAGUCUAUGCCAGCGGAACGAAGGACUUCUGUCGUCGAAGCUAUUCCAAUGAGCAACAAUGACGGCUCGUCCGUACGACGAAGAGCUACGAUCUUUGGCAUCUCGAGAAAUUCGGCGGAUGACUAUAUUCAAAAAGAUCUCAUUUCGAGUUCUUGGAGUUAAUUCCUUGUACUAUCGCUUAUUUUGUCAACCUCACUUUCUCAUACCUUUGUCUCAAUGGCAGUCUUCAUUGUUUCAUAUAAUUUAUCUGUUUCGUAUUUGUUUCCUCCGUUCCUUUGUACAAAAAAUAAACUGGGAAUAUAAUCUAACAAGCCGUACACCCACUGUGCAAUGGAUGCCGCCUGCCACCGGAAGCCG